AUGACGACCCGGCAACCCCAGGAGGACCACGAGUAUAUGACGACUACGCGCGACCAGGACGAUGAGAUGGACUACUCUACCGACCCUCCCCGUGAAGACUGCGCUUCUGGCGCCCCGCAGAGGGUGCUUCAGCGCAAGAGGUCGGCUGUCACGUCCGCCAGUGACGACCAACACACUUCUGGUACGAGUGACGCUGGCUUCAAGAAACCACCACCUAAGAAGAGGGCGGCUCCACGACAGCGCACGCCCGUUGUCCCUGUGCCUACUGCCAAUCAGUACGACGCCCUACAGGAUGGCGCCGACUCUGAAGAUCCCGACGAGCCUCCACCGGCGACCGCCGACGAUGCUACGCAUCGCUCCGGCCCUAAGCUGCCCCGCCGCCAGCGUGGACUACCUCCCUUGCGGCCGACGUCCCGCUCCGAUGGUCAACAGCAGCGGCGCCGAGCUGCGCCACCGCCUGCUCCACCUGCUACUCCUCCGCGGCAACCCGCCCAGCGGCGCCUGCUUGCUGCUCGGGCGGACCUUGGCUACGCCGACGUCCUCCAGGGCCGGACGACGCCUCCUCCUGCCCCUGCUGUCCAGCCUCUGCGACGCUCUGAAGACGGGCCUGCUCCACCUGCUGCAGCUGCUGAUUUCAUCGCGGUCUUGCAAGAAGUCCAGGCCACCCUCGUGGCUGUUUCUGCCGCUCUGGCCCAGCUGCCGACCGCCAUCACUGCUGCAGUCCAUGCAGCCCUCCGAAGUUUCCCCACUGCCACGGCGAUCGCAUCCGCUGGCCAUGGCUCACAACCUUAG
This is a messenger RNA of Schistocerca piceifrons (Central American locust), 792 nucleotides long. RefSeq names its product actin cytoskeleton-regulatory complex protein pan1-like. Lineage: Eukaryota; Metazoa; Arthropoda; Insecta; Orthoptera; Acrididae. The transcript has 2 exons. The record is from RefSeq and is a predicted model, not a curated record. The coding region runs from base 1 to 792 and encodes 263 amino acids.